CCUUGUCUGUCGGUAGAUGAGCAGGUUGACUUCCUGAUUGGUUGAAACAAACUUGAAUUAAAUCUUUAUUCAGUUUGAACAAACUUCACAGACAGGCUGCGCGCGCUCAUCCACUGCACAUGCGCCCGACAAUGUUUCCUCUCAGCCAAUCACAGCUCGUGACGACACACGCCUGAAGGGAUGCGCGUUCACGGAGGAUGAGAAACAUUUAAACAUUUAAACAUGAUGAGUGAAACAUGAGCUGGUGCAUCAAACAUCACUAACUACCUUAGCUAGAAUAACAUUUAACUAAACCAAACCGAACUAAACUUUAACUUAAUCUUAAUCUUUAACUGUAACUUUAACUGUAACUGUAACUGUAACUAAACUAAACUGAACUAAACUAAACUAAACUUUAACUGUAACGGUAAGAAGCUCAGAAGAAAAGACAAAAGCUAUAAUCUUAAAUCUCUCUUAAAUGCAGAGAAAAUAUCAUUUUAGUUUUUAAUAAACAUUUUAUUUUGACUCAAUAGAACCCGCACCUGACACCUAUAUUGCAUUACAUUGCAUAUUGCAAUUUGACACUGUUCUACUGUUUGCAUUUCACUUUUUACUUGACUUAUUAUAUCUUUUAUCUUUUAUAUAUUUUUAUUUUAUAUAUUGUGUUUAUUGUUUUUCUUAUGUGUGUUCUAUUUAUUGUGUUUUUAUGUUCAUUGUAUGCACCAAUAACCAGAGCAAAUUCCGGGUAGGUGUAAACCUAGUUGGCAAUAAACACCUUCUGAUUCUGAUUCUGAUUCUGAUUCUGAUAUAUUUUAAGACAUCUUGAUCUACACUCCAAACCACUUGGUGGCGGUAAUACACCAAAUCGUUGUUUGCCACCCGUCAAAAAAAGAAGAAGAAGAAGCGGUGGGGGGGUGGAGGAGGAGAAGCAGCAAUAGCAGAAGAAGAAGAAGAAGAAGCAGAAGAAGAAGUCGCUGUUUACACGGCUGCACAUGUCUGCCGUUACCGUGGAGACCGCUGUCAUCACGGAGGUCAAAGCUGUCGUUGCCAUGGCCACCAACAUGGAGGACCACGUGUGUGAGCAGCCCCCCCCUCUGGAGGAGGAGCUGAAGAAACCCGCUAGCCGCCGCCGCCGAGCCGGUGUGUCACUAGGGAGGCGGGGCCAGAAAGGGAAGAAGUGGGGCCCCGCAGACAAGAGGCGGGGCCCAGGGGAGAAGAGGCGUGGUCAGAAGGAGAAGCGGCGAGGUCAGGAGGAGAAGAAGGAGAAGAAGAAGGAGGGCGUGACGGUGAAGAGAAUGUGGAGUGGAGGGAAGCGACAGUACUGUGUGUUCUGUCGACGUCCGCAGGUGAAGAUCGCCCGACACCUGCUGAGAAAACACACAGAGGAGCCGGAGGUGAUGGCCGCCAGCACGCUGCCCACGGGCUCCAAACAGCGCCACCUGCUGCUGGACCACCUCCGCUGCAGAGGCAACUACCUCCACAACAUCGAGGUGAUCAGACAGGGCAGUGGGGAGAUCAUCCCGUGUCGUCAGCCCUCAGAGGAGGUCGAUGCCAGGAACUACCUGCCCUGUCCGCUCUGCCUCGGGUUCUUCCUUCGCUCUGAUCUCUGGAAACAUCAGGCCUCCUGUCGUAAGAAGCUGUCGUCCAACCCCUCCAAAGACUCCGCCUCCACCACAGACACCACGUCGGACACCACAUCUGACUAUACAGGAAAGUCUGUCUGUGAUCGAGGAGACAACAGGACUUCCAGGUCCACGGAGGACACACUGUCUGACCCCCAAGGGGACACAGCUGCAGCAGAACAGACCUGUGGACCCGGGUCCAAGCAGCCGGAUGCUGCUGCACCCAGUGGGGAUCAGAACGCGACCUCUGACCCCGGGGUGGAUCGGCCAAGGAAGCGCAUUAGGGUCCAAGCCGCAGCUUCCCGCCUCCUUCCAAUUUCUGGCGGAGCAUCGGAGAGUUGUAGUGAAGUCCUGCAUCGCAUGAACCAGGACCACAUCUCACAUCAGGUCAAAUCUGAUUGGUUGAUCUGUAAAUAUGGAAACAAGUUGAUGGGGAACCAAGAUGGCGGUCAGAAGAGGUACGAUUAUGUCAGUCAGAAGCUGCGGGAACUCGGGAGGUUCCUACUUGCAGCUAAAUCCCUGGACUCUGGGGUCCACGCCCUGCUGGACGUUCUGGCUCCAGGCCGCCUCAGCCUGGCGCUGGCUGCUGCCAGAAAGGCGUCCGGGUACCGAUGGAGCCGCCCUCCGCUGGCGGUGAAGACCACACUGAAAACAGUUUGUGAGAUUGCCAUCGGAGAGAGUCUGCAGGACGGAGACUGGGAGGCUGCAGCCAAAACCACCGACUUCUACCACAUCCUGGGAAGAGAGUGGGACAACCUGGGGCUGCUGAACCCCGACGCAGUGGCUCCUGAAGGAGGAACCAAGCAGAAGAAACAACUGGUCCAACCACGGAAUGAGAAGUCGAGUCAAGAGUCUGAGCCAAGUCCUGUGGUUCCAUCAAAGAGCAGCAGCAGACCUGAUUCCUCGGUUCCACCAGAGUCCAGACUGCAGACUCCCCUCACAGUUCCUGUGGCUCCGAGAAAGGUCCGACGUCGCCCGUGGUCAUCUGCAGAGAAGGAGGCCGUCUGGAGACAGCUGGGAGUCCACGUUCUGGUGCAGACAGUACCCGGAAAGGAGGUCUGUCAGCGCUGUCUGGACCUUGAGCCUGUCCUCAGAGGUCGACAUUGGAAAGACAUAAAGAACCAAGUCCACAACCAAAUCCAGAGCCAAAAGAAGCAGCAGUUCCACGCCCAGAUGGACCUUCAAGACCCCCAGGAACAACCGAAUCAAGAACAUGACCAAACACAAACUCAGAAGAAGCAGCACCAGCACUUCCAGGCCCAAAUGGACCAACAGGGAAAGGACCACACCCAGAACCAGAAGAAACAGGAGUACCGUGCCCAGAUAGACCACCAGGACCAGGACAAUGUUCAGAAUCAGAAGAAACAGCAGUACCAUCUCCAGUUGGACCAACAGAACCAGGACCACACCCAGAAAAAACAGCAGUUCCAAGUUCAGAUGGACCACCAGGACCAGGAAAGCAUCCAGAACCACAGGAAACAGCAUUACCACACCCAGAUGGACCACCAGGACCACCUUCAACUUCAUAAAAAGCAACUAUGCCAUUCUAGAUUGGACCAGCCCGACCAUAUUCAGGUCCACAAGAAGCAGCUGUACCAAAUGGACCAGCAGACCCAGGUACUGCAGUCCACACUGGACCGGGACGCCUCGUCUCUUCUGACCGGCACUCCAUUUGGACCUGAUGGACUUCAUCGGGCCACAGGACUCUCACUUGUGGAGCGGGACCCCAUCAUCAGUCCAUAUCCACUUCCACACCGGGCCCCCGGGCUUCACAUGGACCAGCUGCUGCCCAGAACAGAGUGGACUGAUGAGUCUCUGGCCCAGAACUACCCAAUCAACAGGCAGCUAGCCAGGAGCCUUCUCCCAGAUGCACCCACAGGAGGACCUCUGCCCAGUCCACACUCUGGACAUGUGCACUUCUGACAGACACGCCCACUUCUGACGGACACGCCCACGAGGGCCCUGAACACAAUUGACGGUAUCAGAUAAUAAUGUGUUGUGUUUCCUUAUAAUGAAAACAAGUCUUGAAGACCUCCAGGCCCUGAAAAUAAAAUUAAACCUUUUCCAUCACAGGUUCCUGAAACUUUCUGUUCAUGAAACGAUCCUGAAGUUCAAAAGUCACCAAACACAAACUUCGUAGAAACUGAGUAUCUAAGAAAAAUCUGCGUAAUCGCAUAAAUCUUAACGUUGACCUUUUUAAUCAUAGAACUCUUGUUGUAGAACUUUUUAUGUCUUUUAAAUAAUUUCUUCACAACUUGACUAAGUGUCACUUGGACUCAAAGAUGAAAUGAUUGGAUGUCAAAGGUCAAAGGUCACAGUGACCUCAUAAGGAAAAUCAGAUGUUUGUAGACUGAACGUUGGUGGAGACAAACCAUCACAGGACGAUGAUUCCAGUUCUUUGUAGAAGCAGAAUUUAUCUGACUGGUGUCAGAACAGAGUUUGUCAGUCGGACACGUUCACAGUGAAAUGUUGAACGUCUGUGAUCUCUGCUGCUGAACAACUGACCAGGCAGAAACAAGACGUGUCUCCUGUGAUGAACAUCUGCACUGGUUUGUAAACACGAUGGAGAAUGAACCUGAGAGCUUCUCACUGGUCCAGCUGAUGGUUU
Pleuronectes platessa (European plaice) is the source of this 4209-nucleotide messenger RNA. RefSeq lists its product as uncharacterized. The record is from RefSeq and is a predicted model, not a curated record. The transcript is spliced from 7 exons. The coding region runs from base 972 to 3524 and encodes 850 amino acids. Lineage: Eukaryota; Metazoa; Chordata; Actinopteri; Pleuronectiformes; Pleuronectidae.